Oryza brachyantha (malo sina) is the source of this 1316-nucleotide messenger RNA. Its product is annotated as putative NAC domain-containing protein 94. The record is from RefSeq and is a predicted model, not a curated record. Bases 51 to 1316 code for a protein of 421 amino acids. The transcript is spliced from 3 exons. Gene Ontology annotation, molecular function: DNA binding. Gene Ontology annotation, biological process: regulation of DNA-templated transcription. Lineage: Eukaryota; Viridiplantae; Streptophyta; Magnoliopsida; Poales; Poaceae.
UUGAGCUAGCUAGUUAACAUCGGGCAGUAGCUUCUGUACUUUGUUGAGAUAUGGACGAGAUGAGGAGUGGUGACAUAGACAAGCAAGACGAAAUCAUGCUACCUGGCUUCAGGUUUCAUCCAACAGAUGAAGAGCUCGUCAGAUUCUACCUUAAAAGGAAAAUCCAGCAGAAGUCUCUUCCCAUUGAGCUCAUUAGGCAGCUGGACAUCUACAAGUAUGAUCCAUGGGAUCUCCCAAGUAAGAUUCCUUACCUUUUACCCAUUUUUUGUUUUAAGUUGGUGUUACACUAUAGAGACCUUCUAGUUAUAUUUAUUAACAAAUCUUUUCUCUGUCAUAAAGAGUUAGCAAGUACUGGAGAGAAGGAAUGGUAUUUCUACUGCCCAAGGGAUAGGAAGUACCGGAACAGCACAAGGCCAAACAGGGUGACUGGCGCAGGUUUCUGGAAGGCCACUGGAACUGAUAGACCAAUCUACUCCUCCGAUGGAUCCAAAUGCAUAGGCUUGAAGAAGUCUCUUGUCUUCUACAAGGGCAGAGCAGCUAAAGGCGUCAAAACUGACUGGAUGAUGCACGAGUUCCGGCUGCCAUCGCUCACUGACCCUUCAUUGCCACAGAAGAAGCCACUCGAGAAAACCAUUCCACCAAAUGAUUCCUGGGCAAUCUGUAGGAUUUUCAAGAAAACCAAUUCCACGGCACAGAGAGCACUCUCACACUCAUGGGUAUCUCCUCCCUUGUCCGGCAAAAAUGAAGCCUACACUGCUCCUGUCUCACAGACCACACAGAGAAGUCUGCAUAUCUCAGAUAACACAUCAUCAGUAAUGACCGAUGUUAUCUCCUCUACCAUUCAGUUCACCGGAAGCAGCUACUUGCCUUCAAUAGUUCCUUCGUGCCACAACCCUCUCAGCAUGAUUGACAACAACAGCAGACCAGAUGCAUCUGUAGCGCUCCCCUCACCAGCCACGGAGCAUCAGACCACAGGUAUCCUCUCAGCAAUCCCACUUGAUAUUCCAGCUGGGAUGGACAUUGCCUCCAUGGUGUUCAACGCAUCAUCCUUCACACUCCCAAACAUAGAUAGAAAUACUGCAAACAUAGAGUUUGGACACCCGCAGAAAUGCAAUAGCAGCAACAGCACCAUGACCAACAGAUGUGUGGUCGACAUGCCUGAUGUUACUAACAAUAUCAACAGUGGUCCACGGUCCAUCAACUUCAGCCUGCAAGGAACACUUUCUGAUGACUGGAGAAUGAUAUUGCCGUGGGAAUCACUCCCUUGCACGACAGAAGUCUCGACGAAUUUUCAGUCAACCAAGUGCUAUACUUAG